AUGCAUUCUACAGAUAAAUUUAUUUCUAUUUUAUUACUUUGGCUCGUGUUGGCAGAUCAGGAUAGGACUGUUUUCGUAACGACUACUAUUUCUACUGUUACAGUUCCUAAACAAACAUCAACUAUCACCCGUACUCAUACAACAGUCGUCACUGUAUAUGUGACAGAAACAACAUCAAAAACAUCCACGGUAAAAACUACUCAGACCUCAACUAGCACAUUGACAGAAACUGUUGGCCGGACUUCACAUAUUACAACCCACCCCAUUACUACAAGCACAAAACAUAAAACUAUUUCUUCAACUAUAACGACACAAACAGUUACAACUAUACCAAGUACAAUAACCUCACAUGAAGAUAUCACCGAAGCUAGUACUAUUACAUCUACCAAUAUAGUAACUGAAUAUUCUGAGAUGAAAGUAGAUUCCACAAACAGAUACAAUACAUACAACAAUACAACAAUCACAUUAUGUACAACUGAAAUUUCAACAUCUAAUAUUGAUGAAAUCUCCACUGAUAUUAUAUCAGAAAUUACAACUACAACUGAAACAAGGAAACAAGUAACAUUAUUUGAAACUUCAUAUACUACAGAAACAGUACCAGAAAUAAUUGCUACAACCACCACCACUACUUCGAUAGAUGUAUUCAUCACCACUUUCCCUCAAACUGUGACUGAGACAAUAAGUACCACCACUACAGAUAUUCAGACCCCGACGGUUACUUCAUUCUUCACCACAGAUAUUAAGACCGAGACGAUUAAGUUAAUCAUCACAGAUAUUCAAACCGAUAAAAUUUUUUCCACUACCACAGAAUUUGUUACCUCGACAACUUGUUCUACCUCUCUUCAAACUUUGAUAGAAACAACUCAUGUCACAUCUUCAAAUAUUAAAACAGAGACUACCACCAUUUCAGUAAAAACAAAAAUGACUGAGGUUUUUUGUACCACAACUACAAGUACUGAGAUCAUGACAAUUCAUGCCACGACCACAGAAGAUACUACUGUGACAGUUAAGGCUAUCAUAACAGAAGAAGUGACCACAACUGUCACCUCCACAUAUAUUAAAACUUUGAAAUCUGAAGUUCUCACUGAUACUACUGUCACUUCCACAUCAAUUAUCGAAUCUUGCAUAACUACAACUGUGAAUGUCCCUACAACCAAAACAGCAACUAAAUAUACAUAUACCGCUUUAACCUCGACAGAAACUAAAACCAAUAUUAAAUCGGAUACCACUAAAACAACAACUACAAUUUAUUCAACUAUUUCUAUAAUAAGAAUAAAAAUGGAUCAUUCUUACAUUAAAACUACUACCAUCAAAAAAAUACUUACAACUAUAAAUGUUCCAGGUUCAACUAUAUGUAUUACAGCAAAACCAUUUACCUCCAUUUUCACGUCAACUAUAAGCACCUGUCCAUCAACAACAACCUCUAGUACCACUAUAGUUCCGACGACAACAACCUCUAGAACAACCUCUACAACAACCUCUAGCACACCUGUAUAG
Molecule: messenger RNA, 1497 nt
Organism: Diversispora eburnea
Lineage: Eukaryota; Fungi; Glomeromycota; Glomeromycetes; Diversisporales; Diversisporaceae
Source: the annotation of a GenBank genome assembly